Molecule: messenger RNA, 723 nt
Organism: Melopsittacus undulatus (budgerigar)
Lineage: Eukaryota; Metazoa; Chordata; Aves; Psittaciformes; Psittaculidae
Product: E3 ubiquitin-protein ligase RNF182-like
Exons: 1
Coding region: 1-723 (240 amino acids)
Source: RefSeq, a predicted model, not a curated record
AUGGCGCAGCAGGACUCAGAGCAUGGCCCUCGGACGACGGCGCCGGCAGCCCCCGAGCUGGAGUGCAAGAUCUGCUACAGCCACUACGACACCUGCUCCCGCAGGCCCAAGGUGCUCGGCUGCGGCCACCGCCUGUGCGCCCGGUGCCUGUGCAAGAUGGUGCCACCGGCGGACGCGUCCCCCCCCCGGCUCUGCUGCCCCUUCUGCCGCCAGCACAGCCCCGUGCCCGCUGGGGACGUGCAGCAGCUGAGGGAUGAUGCUGAGGCCCUGGCGCUGCUGCCGGCUGAGCAGGACGAGCAGCAGGGGCCCCCCCAGUCCCCCGAGGUGCUGCUGUGCCCCAGUGUGCUGGAGCCGGUGCCCAGCCCCGAGUGCCUGGUGGUCACCAUCCUGCAGGUGCCGGAGGACGUGUCACCGCCCGAGGGGCUGGGCAGGCUGGAGGUGGUGCGGUUGUACCGUCCGGCCAGCCCGGCUGCGCUGCCCUGCCGCGGCCCCGGCCACAAGUGCCGCUCCUGGGGGUGGCGAGCGGUGCCCCGCUUCAUGCUGGGCGUCCUCUGCCUGCUCUACUUCAGCUCCCUGCCCUUCGGCAUCUACCUCCUGCUCAUCGAGCACCACAGCCUGGGCAUCGUCCUCGUCAGCCUCGUGCCCUGCACCCUCCUCCUCUGCAUCAUCUACAGCCUCUGCCAGUGUCUGUGCCGCGAGCUCUUUGGGUUCCCCCACUCCUGA